AUGGCAGCAGCAUCAGAGGAGAUAUGUGCGUUUUUACAGCUCGUCAGUGGUGCAAAUAGGGAGAAUAAUGGAGAAACUGUUGAGAACAAGGAAGAUGCAACCGAUAAUGUAAUGGAGAAAAGUGAAACUCGUUGGAAUUCUAUUUGGAAAAUGCAAAUUCCACCGCGUGUUCGCGCCUUUUUAUGGCGUUCAGCACAACAUUGCUUGCCUACUCGAGCAAACCUCCUUUCACGUGGAAUUGCUUGUGAUGACUCGUUAUCCACACAACAACAAGCUCUUGUUGCAAUGACCCUUUGGAGCAUGUGGAAAAGUCGUAAUGCCAAACUAUGGGAGUCUACGGAUACCUCUCCCUCAUAUAUAGUCACUCGCGCAAAGGACGCACUAAAUGAAUGGAGUUGUAUGCAACGAGCAAAGGCACCAAUCCACAACAAAAAUUCAGAGCACGCUUGGAUCAAACCACCGGUUGGCAUGAUCAAAUGUAAUGUAGAUGCAGCUGCUUUCGACAAUAACUCUGUUAUGGGGUAUGGUAUGUGUUUCCGUGACUCUAUGGGUGUAUUAUUACUUGGCAAAUCAGACUUCUACUACUCAUCAUCCACUGUUUUAGAGGCUGAGUCUUUAGGCCUUCUAGAUGCUAUCAAAGUGGCUAUCUCACAUGGAAUGCGUGACAUCAUGUUUGAGACCGAUUCAAAAAUCUUAUCUGAUGCUAUUGCCGCCGCCACUAUUCCCAUCAACGAGUUCGGUGAUCUUGUAACUCAUUGUAGAAGGUUACUUCUUAGUAGACCCGACUUUGUAGUGUCGUAUGUUAGGAGGCAAGCAAAUAGAGUUGCUCAUAAUAUUGCUAGAGCAUCACUAUCUCACCCUAGCCCCCAUAUCUUUCAUCAUGUAACACCUACUUUGUAUCCGUUAAUUUUUAAUGAAAUGAACUAA
Medicago truncatula (barrel medic) is the source of this 927-nucleotide messenger RNA. RefSeq lists its product as uncharacterized. The record is from RefSeq and is a predicted model, not a curated record. The transcript is spliced from 4 exons. The coding region runs from base 1 to 927 and encodes 308 amino acids. Gene Ontology annotation, molecular function: RNA-DNA hybrid ribonuclease activity; nucleic acid binding. NCBI's taxonomy places the organism in Eukaryota, Viridiplantae, Streptophyta, Magnoliopsida, Fabales, Fabaceae.